AUUUUUAAUAAUUCGUCAAAAAUUUUAUUUAUUACAAUUAUAAUUAUUGGGACAUUAAUUACAGUUACAUCUAAUUCUUGGUUAGGAGCUUGAAUAGGUUUAGAAAUUAAUUUAUUAUCUUUUAUCCCCCUAUUAAGAGAUAAUAAUAAUUUAAUAUCUACAGAAGCUUCUUUAAAAUAUUUUUUAACCCAAGCUUUAGCUUCAACUGUUUUAUUAUUUUCUUCAAUUUUAUUAAUAUUAAAAAAUAAUUUAAAUAAUGAAAUUAAUGAAUCUUUUACAUCCAUAAUUAUUAUAUCAGCUUUAUUAUUAAAAAGUGGGGCCGCUCCUUUCCAUUUUUGAUUUCCUAAUAUAAUGGAAGGUUUAACAUGAAUAAAUGCUUUAAUAUUAAUAACUUGACAAAAAAUUGCACCUUUAAUACUAAUUUCUUAUCUUAAUAUUAAAUAUUUAUUAUUAAUUAGAGUAAUUUUAUCAGUAGUUAUUGGAGCUAUUGGAGGUUUAAAUCAGACUUCUCUACGAAAAUUAAUAGCAUUUUCUUCUAUCAAUCAUUUAGGAUGAAUAUUAAGAUCUUUAAUAAUUAGAGAAUCAAUUUGAUUAAUCUAUUUUUUUUUUUAUUCAUUUUUAUCAUUUGUAUUAACAUUUAUAUUUAAUAUUUUUAAAUUAUUUCAUUUAAAUCAAUUAUUUUCUUGAUUUGUGAAUAGAAAAAUUUUAAAAUUUACAUUAUUUAUAAAUUUUUUAUCAUUAGGGGGAUUACCUCCAUUUUUAGGAUUUUUACCAAAAUGACUUGUAAUUCAACAAUUAACAUUAUGUAAUCAAUACUUUUUAUUAACAUUAAUAAUAAUAUCAACUUUAAUUACAUUAUUUUUUUAUUUACGAAUCUGUUAUUCUGCUUUUAUAAUAAAUUAUUUUGAAAAUAAUUGAAUCAUAAAGAUAAAUAUAAUUAGUAAUAAUACUAAUAUAUACUUAAUUAUAACUUUUUUUUCAAUUUUUGGAUUAUUUAUAAUUUCUUUAUUUUAUUUUAUAUUUU
Molecule: messenger RNA, 1024 nt
Organism: Drosophila mauritiana
Lineage: Eukaryota; Metazoa; Arthropoda; Insecta; Diptera; Drosophilidae
Source: the annotation of a RefSeq genome assembly